Molecule: messenger RNA, 4632 nt
Organism: Rattus rattus (black rat)
Lineage: Eukaryota; Metazoa; Chordata; Mammalia; Rodentia; Muridae
Gene: Stxbp5l
Product: syntaxin binding protein 5 like
Exons: 23
Coding region: 1-2979 (992 amino acids)
Biological process (GO): regulation of exocytosis; regulation of protein secretion
Cellular component (GO): SNARE complex; cytoplasm; plasma membrane
Molecular function (GO): myosin II binding; GTPase activator activity; syntaxin binding
Source: RefSeq, a predicted model, not a curated record
AUGAGGAAAAGGCCCUCUCCGCAGAGAUCACUAGAAGGCUUCCAAGGAUACUCUUUCUGCUUAGGAAGGAAUACUCUGGAAAAACAGCUGUUAAUAGGUUAUGAAAAUGGCACUGUGGUAUUCUGGGACUUGAAAUCUAAAAGAGCAGAACUGAGAGUUUAUUAUGAUGAGGCUAUUCAUUCAAUUGAUUGGCAUCAUGAGGGCAAACAAUUCAUGUGCAGCCACUCAGAUGGUAGCUUGACUUUAUGGAACCUGAAAAGCCCAAGUCGCCCUUUCCAAACCACAGUUCCACAUGGAAAAAGUCAAAGAGAAGGAAGAAAGUCUGAAUCUUGUAAACCUAUUCUUAAAGUAGAGUACAAAACGUGCAGGAACAGUGAACCAUUUAUAAUAUUCUCUGGUGGGCUGUCAUAUGACAAAGCUUGCAGAAGACCAAGUUUAACCAUCAUGCAUGGGAAAGCAAUUACAGUACUUGAAAUGGAUCAUCCUAUUGUUGAAUUUCUAACUUUAUGUGAAACGCCCUAUCCCAACGAGUUUCAAGAACCCUAUGCUGUUGCAGUUCUUCUAGAGAAAGAUCUCAUCGUAGUUGAUCUGACACAAACCAAUUUUCCAAUCUUUGAAAAUCCAUAUCCAAUGGACAUUCAUGAGUCACCAGUUACAUGCACAGCAUAUUUUGCCGAUUGCCCUCCAGAUUUGAUUCUAGUACUCUAUUCUAUAGGAGUCAAGCAUAAAAAACAAGGAUACAGUAAUAAGGAAUGGCCAGUAAGUGGAGGAGCUUGGAAUCUCGGAGCACAAACGUAUCCAGAAAUUAUUAUUACUGGUCAUGCUGAUGGAACAAUAAAAUUUUGGGAUGCUUCAGCAAUGACACUGCAGAUGUUGUACAAGCUAAAAACUUCAAAAGUAUUUGAAAAGCAGAAGGUGGGAGAUGGCAAACAGACGUGUGAGAUUGUAGAAGAAGAUCCCUUUGCUGUUCAGAUGAUUUACUGGUGUCCAGAGAGCAGAAUAUUUUGUGUAUCUGGGGUCUCUGCAUAUGUCAUAAUUUAUAAAUUCAGCAGACAUGAAAUCACAACAGAAAUAGUGUCAUUAGAGGUACGACUUCAGUGCGAUGUUGAAGACAUUAUUACUCCUGAGCCAGAAACAAGUCCUCCAUUUCCAGAUCUCUCCUCUCAACUUCCUUCUUCAAGGAGUCUUUCUGGAAGCACUAAUACUGUGUCUAGUGAAGGCGUGACGAAGGACAGCAUCCCGUGCCUCAGUGUUAAAACACGGCCAGUGCGCAUGCCGCCGGGCUAUCAAGCGGAUCUUGUUAUUCAGUUGGUGUGGGUAGAUGGCGAGCCGCCUCAGCAGAUCACCAGCCUCGCUGUGAGCUCAGCAUACGGAAUAGUUGCAUUUGGAAACUGCACGGGAUUGGUUGUGGUGGAUUUCAUCCAGAAGACAGUACUGUUAAGCAUGGGGACCAUUGACCUCUAUAGAUCAAGUGACCUGUACCAGCGACAGCCCCGGUCUCCUCGAAAAAACAGGCAGUUCAUUGCAGACAACUUUUGCAUGCGUGGGCUGUCUAACUUUUAUCCUGAUUUAACGAAACGGAUCCGUACUUCCUAUCAGAGCUUAACAGAGCUGAAUGAUAGUCCAGUUCCCUUGGAACUUGAGCGGUGCAAGUCUCCCACUUCAGACCAUGUAAAUGGACACUGCACAAGUCCAACCUCUCAGAGUUGCAGUUCUGGAAAACGUCUUUCCAGUGCUGAUGUUUCAAAAGUAAAUCGCUGGGGUCCUGGAAGACCACCAUUUAGAAAGGCACAGUCAGCUGCUUGCAUGGAGAUAUCUUUACCAGUUACAACUGAAGAAACUCGAGAGAACUCCUAUAACCGCUCCAGGAGCUCUAGCAUCUCCAGUAUUGACAAGGAUUCUAAAGAAGCAAUUACAGCUUUGUACUUCAUGGAAUCCUUUGCACGGAAAAAUGACUCUACCGUGUCCCCUUGUCUGUUUGUUGGAACUAGUCUGGGAAUGGUAAUACUCAUCUCCCUAAAUCUACCAUCAUCAGAUGAACAAAGGUUUACAGAGCCGGUGGUGGUAUUGCCAAGUGGUACAUUCCUCUCACUGAAAGGAGCUGUGCUAACAUUUUCCUGCAUGGACAGAACUGGCAGUUUAAUGCAGCCUCCAUAUGAGGUAUGGAGGGAUCCCAAUAACACAGAUGAAAAUGAAAAAACCUGGAAAAGGAAAUUGGUCAUGAACUACUCGUCUUCAUCCCAAGAAAUGGGAGACCAUCAGUAUACGAUAAUCUGCUCAGAAAAACAAGCCAAAGUCUUCUCACUGCCGUCCCAGACCUGCCUUUAUGUUCACAACAUCACAGAGACAUCGUUCAUAUUGCAAGCAGAUGUGGUGGUCAUGUGCAAUAGUGCCUGCCUGGCCUGCUUUUGCGCGAAUGGGCAUAUCAUGAUAAUGAGCUUACCUAGCCUUCGCCCAAUGUUGGAUGUUAAUUAUUUGCCACUGACAGACAUGAGAAUAGCACGGACAUUUUGUUUUACUAAUGAAGGACAGGCAUUAUACCUUGUCUCCCCAACUGAAAUUCAACGGUUAACAUAUAGCCAAGAAAUGUGUGAUAAUAUUCAGGACAUGUUAGGCGAUUUGUUUACUCCAAUAGAGACACCGGAAGCCCAAAAUAGAGGCUUUCUCAAGGGACUAUUUGGUGGAAGUGGACAGACAUUUGACAGAGAAGAACUCUUUGGGGAAGCCUCAGCAGGAAAAGCAUCCCGCAGCCUCGCACAGCACAUUCCUGGACCGGGCAGCAUAGAAGGGAUGAAGGGCGCUGCUGGCGGGGUGAUGGGAGAGCUAACCCGAGCCCGGAUUGCACUUGAUGAGCGAGGGCAGCGUCUGGGUGAGCUGGAGGAGAAGACUGCAGGCAUGAUGACCAGUGCAGAAGCAUUUUCCAAGCACGCACACGAGCUAAUGCUGAAAUAUAAGGACAAGAAAUGGUACCAGUUCUAACCUUUUACCUUCUAAAGAAUCUGUGACUGCUCUGAGAAACCAGUAUUCAGGGAAACCAAAUUGAUUCCCAGCAUCACGAUUCAACUGCUAGAAACCAGUUUCUUCUACAAGAUGUUCCAUUAUAGUCCAUCUGAAGUUCUCGUAAAGGAGACUUCUCAAAGGCAAAAGCACUGCACAACAAAAGGCUGGAACCCUGGUUAAAAUCCCAAGAGAAUGGCCGAAUCUGUCUUUUCCCCACGAGGAAUGGAUAUUAUCAUCUUGGCAUGUAACUUGCUAAGAAUUCAUGUUUGGAAACUAUGGGGAGUCCUUUUGAUUUGAAAUUUCCUGUACAAACAAAAGCAUUAACGCGCUUAAUGAAAAAUUCUUUGCAUGAUAAAUUAACAUCUUAAGAGGAAAAGAAACAAAAGCAUGUUAUAACAGAAGAAAAGGAUUUAUGGUAAACUACUUUCACGAAUUGGGCCACACCCAACAAUUUUAAAAUCUGCAUUAGAAGAUAUCAGUGCAUUUCAAGUGUAUUUGCCCUACCCAACCGAAAGGAAUCAAAACAUACCCAGAAUUUUCUUCUCAUCCGAAACUCUCCUUAUUAUACUAGAACAUUACUGAAUUCUUACAUCAAGAAUCCGAUUAAUGUUUCUCUCUCUCUCUCUCUCGUAUUUCACAUCACUUACAGCUCUCAGUCAGAAUCAAGCAUUGCCAGUCUAGUGAGUAUUCCCAACACCUUCCUCUCCAUCUCUGCCACCUUCAAGAUGAAUUCCUAGUUUUAGUCAGAAACCAUGCAGGGUUGAUUCACCUCAAAGCAUUGGUUCAGCCUGGUUUACAUUCUCCAGAGGAGUUGGCAAUGGGUUUGCAGAAGCCAGACUAUAGGAACACUGCAGUUAGCUUUGAGAACUGAUUUCACAAAGAGUGGAAUUUCACACACCCCAAUUUUAGUUUCCAAAGCGAUAUAUUUUUAAAGCACCAUUUGUAUCCUUGUCUGCCAAUUACACAGUAUAUUACUGUUCAAACCCAAUAGGGUCUACAAUCCCAAGGUGCUUUUGCAGCCUGAUAUUCACAGACCAAACUGGUCAUUCUCUUCGAUGUGAUUCAGUAAAACCUCAGCUAAUGCUUUAGGGAAGAGAUUCUGACUCAUCGUGCUUCUGAUGCACAAGGGCUUUCAUUAGUAAACGCUUUGGGGCUCAGCACUUAUUACUGGAAACCCUUAUACAAUGUAGAGCUGUUUUAGCUAUCUUGGCCACAGUCAUCAUCAUGGGUAACACAAAUCCAGAGAUAAGUUAAUGACAUAAAAUCAAUAGCUUUGUCACUAGACUGAAUAAUGCAAGUCAUAGGAAAGUGUCAGUAAAUAUCAAAUGCCUUCUAAAGACUCUCGGGAGUUAGAGCCCAGCUCUGAGAGUGAUAAAAUGACCCGUCACAACCUAGCAGAGAAACACUGCAAAGAGGAGCAAAGGAAGACUCCUAUCUGCUCUGUUGAACAUGCUUGGAAGUCAGAGUCACAGGACUCCCCUGGAAGGAUGCUGUUCCUGUUUUUAAAAUCUUAAAUUAUGUGAUAGACUCAUUGGGGUUUGAAGUCCUAUGGGUUUACAUUUGUGUUUAAGACAUCGGCAUUUCCUUGAAUCCAACUUAAUAGACAAAUUUAUUCUUUUUAUUGAUCUUUUA